AAAGCAAUAUCAUUCUUCAAUGAUACACUUCCAGGGUAAAUUGCCUGAGUGCAACCAUUGGGCAAUUCGAGGCUCCUGUUUCUGAAUCCUGCAUGAGGAUUAUUUGUUGCCAGUGGCAAUUGUGCUGGCGCUGUUCUGGGCCCCAUUCUCUCUGCAAAUCAAUAAUUUACCCCCUGCAUAAUCCUCGGGUUGCCCAAAAGAGAAUAUUUCUCUUUCUGAUGAACCUCGGAAGUGUUGGAUUCCAGUUUCGAGGAGCCAACCCCGAACGACUUGGACGGUCCACCGGAGUGUCUGCCGGAUGUCCUCGGGACGCCAUAUGGGGCCGAUUCGUUCCGAGCGUCUUGUGUCACUGCCGAAGACUGGAAGAGUAUUGGCUGCCAUCACUUCCAGGCACAUCUGAUGCUUCUUCGCCGUUGCUUAUCUGCGGGAGUCAUUCCGCCGAUAUUUGCUACGGAAUACCAUGGGAGCUCGUUGGUCCCAUGGGUAUCAAGUUGAAUAUUGUUGCUAAUAUUGGCUUCUAUGCAAGAGCCCUCCUAAAAUCGGGCAGCACCUCUCCUCGCAUACAUUCAUGUAUCAUCUCGGCUGAUAUUUCUGACCACCACCAGAAGCGAGGCGCUUGAACUUCGCACUUGAUAGUUGGAUCAGCGUCAUGUGACAGCAAUAGGUCAUAUAUCUCCCUCCCCCGAGAUCCCCGUAGGGCCGCUGCACGAAGUGCCGUGCCGUAUAAGGGCAAUAUAUUAUCGACUCGAGCGUUGCUUUCAAUGAGCAACUUUACAGCUU
Messenger RNA from Pseudomassariella vexata, 780 nucleotides. RefSeq lists its product as uncharacterized. NCBI's taxonomy places the organism in Eukaryota, Fungi, Ascomycota, Sordariomycetes, Amphisphaeriales, Pseudomassariaceae. The record is from RefSeq and is a predicted model, not a curated record. The transcript has a single exon. Bases 93 to 620 code for a protein of 175 amino acids.